Molecule: messenger RNA, 2368 nt
Organism: Durusdinium trenchii
Lineage: Eukaryota; Dinophyceae; Suessiales; Symbiodiniaceae
Source: the annotation of a GenBank genome assembly
AGAAUUUUCAGCUCGAGCCUCACGCGUGCAAACCAGCGCUGGCUGCUCUGGAAAACCCAGCGCCGGGCCACACCGCCAUCUACGACCACCACCGCGCCCACGCGUUCUCCGCCUGCAGCCGCGUUCGACGUUCAGCGAUGAGGUGUGGCAACGUGUCACUCGAGGAGACCCCACUCGAGGAGUUGGCUCGCUCGCUGCGGACAGGCGGAUGGACCAGUCACUUGAAGAUGGAACAGGCCACGACAGAGCCCUCCUUCCCCAUGUACACUUUGCCAGCGGAGAAGCUUCUGCAGAUGUCGCAGAUCCAACCGCACGAGGAGCUCUUAGCCGCUGGAGCUCUGACCAUCUAUGAGGAGCGCUUGGGAAGGGCAGCCUUUGUGUCGCACCAGUGGGUUGGAAAAGGACAUCCAGAUCCGGAGUUCAAGCAGAUGAGGGUCUUGCAAGACACCUUGAAGAACUUGUUAUCGGGCGAGAGCGAAGUCUCCGUGGACUUGAUCACGGAAGCCGUCUACUUCAGAUCCACAGGCUUGACAGCUGCGGAGUGGCAGGAGAAGCCGCUGUUUCUUUGGUACGACUACUUCUCCUGCCCGCAACUGGAGGAGAAGGGUGACGCUUGUUCCAACCACCUACAAAUGGCCAUCGACAGCAUUCCGGUGUAUGUGUCCCGUUGCGACUUCUUCAUGGCACUGUGCCCAGUGCUCAGCAGCCCUGAUGGCACGGAGACCUUUAGUGACUACACCUGGGGCGAUCGUGGCUGGUGUCGCGUGGAGCAGUUGGUGCGCGACCUCACGGUGAAUCAAGGUUCUUGGAUCUUGGUCAAGAGCGCCAUGCACCAAGAGUUGAAAGUCUCGCAGUUGAGCAGCAGCUCCCCAGGGGAGGGACGCUUUACUGUGGAGAAGGACUGUGCACGAGUCGCAGUCGUACUUCAAUCGAUCCUGCAAAAGAAGCUCAUCAUGUGCCUGGCAGCGGGCGAUUUGGUGCAAUAUCGGUUCUUAUUAAAUCAGCAGACCGCCUUCCUGCGGAACUUGCCGGUGGAAAAGGUGCAGAGCUUGGUGCCAGGUGAGUGCCAGGGUGUGCUUGAAGACUUUUUGCGCCAGAACGGAUUCCGAAAGGCGUUGGACCGGGAUGCUGCAGGAUGGUCGCCCUUGUGCUAUGCCAGCAUGAAUGGAGAUCCCAAUCUCAUCCAGGCGCUGCUGGAGGCCAAGGCCAGUCCCAACGACCUGACCCAGAAGCCACGUUCCGAAGUGAACAUGGAUAAGAACACCUCGGUCCUAGCGAUCUGUGCCAAGUUUAAGAACCACGAGGCGAUGCAGGUGCUUCUGAACGCCAAGGCGGAAGUCAACACCAAGGCUGUGCAUACGCCUUUGGGCAUGUCCUGCCUGGUGAACGAUCCCCAAGGAGUGCGGCUCCUGUGUGACGCUCGGGCGGAUCCACACAAGAAGAACCCCUUCGGAGAUCAUGCGUUGAACAUGGCUGCAGCCAGUGGAGCAUCGGCCGCGGUUGAAGCUUUGCUCAAAGAUCCAAAGGACUUUGAUCUGUCCUUCACGCUCCAUAAUGCGGUGAUGCUGCAAGGUGGCUCCAGUCAGGUGGUAUCAGCCCUCAUUGCAGCUGGAUGUGAUGUGGAUGCGCCCUACUUACAGCCCAUCAUGAGUUUGGUCGGGAUUGUGCAUCGCGUCAAGGGUUUGCAAUACCGGUUCCAAAAGCCGACGAUGAUGCGGCGCAUGGCAUACCACAGCCGUGGUGCGACGCCAUUGAUGCUGGCGAUUAUUUGUGGCAACUUCGAAGCUGCCGCCACUUUGCUAGCGGAACGUGCCAGGACGGACUUGCGCAACUUCCGGGGUAAGACCGCCCUGGACCUGGCGCACGAACUCAGUGUACCAGAUUACCUCAUGGAUGCCUUGAACGGGGUCAGCUGCCGGAAGUGCUGGUCCAUCGUUUCAGCCGCAAACUCCAAGAGCCUCAACCCUGUGAUCCCCAGCGAAGGAUCCAUCGGUGCUCGCUCGAUGAAGUCCUGGCACUUCUGAGCGUUUUGUACCGGUCGCUUUUGGGUAGUGAGGAGUCGAUUUGUUUUUAAAGAGUUUUGAAGAUUUUGCGUCUUGGUUGACGCGAAAGCCGUGGAGUUUUGCGGUGAAAAUCAUGUUUUUUUACCCAAGAUGAGCUAGGGAAGUCAGGCUUGGGCAAGAAGAUCUUGCAAAGCAGACUCGCUUGGAGUCUUCAUGGUCCUUGAUGAUUCCAGGAUCGAAGAGAUGAAGGGGCUGGGUGGCCCUUAUGGGAAGCCUUUCGGAGCUCCUUUUUUUUCGGAGUCUCCGACGAAGAGUCUAAGGGUCUUUGCUUGGAAACUGAACCAUUGACUGCUAUACGGUUUUGG